Molecule: messenger RNA, 1586 nt
Organism: Frankliniella occidentalis (western flower thrips)
Lineage: Eukaryota; Metazoa; Arthropoda; Insecta; Thysanoptera; Thripidae
Exons: 3
Coding region: 477-1586 (369 amino acids)
Biological process (GO): regulation of proteolysis; proteasome-mediated ubiquitin-dependent protein catabolic process
Cellular component (GO): cytoplasm
Molecular function (GO): ubiquitin protein ligase binding
Source: RefSeq, a predicted model, not a curated record
CAAAGAGACACAAAUUUGUGUCUGAAAAGUUGCAGUUCGUACCCAGCCUAAGUACAAAUUACUUUUUUGUCUCUAGUUAAGACACAAAUUUGCGUCCUAUUGAGAUAAACUUAAGAGCUCACCCUUCAAAAUUGUACUGCCCCAUUUAGAAUGUAGGCCGGCACGGCUACCACGCAGCGGGUUGUACGUACUUACAUUCGGUGAUCCGACAGCGAAAGACACGACAAGGGCCGAGCAUCCCCGUCUCCGCUGUCGGAUACGCAACGCGCCUGCGGGUCGACAGUCCCGCCACACCAGGCCACUGCCCGUUGGGUUGCCUAUGGCGCGGGCGACUCACCCGGCGACUCCCACCGCCAGGGCCAGGCCAGCUGAGCAGACCGCGGAGUGUUUACAACCCCUCACAAGCGUCUUUCUCGAGUGCGCUUUCAACGGGUAGUUGCGGUGGCUACAUGGAAUAAAGACGUUUGAAAGUUCUUAUGCGACGUUGUUUUGCAGUUUCUCACUUUCCCAUUUGUCGUGUUUCUGGUUGCCCUACUGCUCAACGAUCCGGAUUUACUGGAUGUAACAAAAACUAUUUUGAACUAUUUUUGCUCCCGUCUGAGACGUCGACCGAGCUCCUCAUGGCUUUGGCACGCCCGCCCGGGUCGCGCCUGCUGCUGGUCGCCACGCAGACGGCCUCGUGGACCGUCGCCCAGCACGUUGGAGCGUGCCAGAAGGUGCUCACCCCCAUGACGGUCGAGCACGUUGCCAUCAGACCACUAGUCGGUUAUUAUGGGAAGAUCGGCUGCAUUAGCCUGUUGAUACAGAACUUCGCCUCGGCCGGGGCGGGGGCGUGCAAUGUCCACUGUGUGAUGGAGGCGACGAACGGCGACCAGACCAGCCGGGCAGAGGGACGCGUCUGUUUGAAUUACGCCCCAGGACAGGACGGUAAUAUAGUGGAGGUUAUGUCGCUACCGUGCCUAGGCCAAACCUUCAACGAGCUGCAAGUGAGCUUUGCGAUCUUUGACGCAUCUACCUGUAGCCCACCUACUGGCGUGGGUGUCGGCCUCAACAAGUGCCGCCUGGCGGGCACGCUCUGCGAUGUGAAGCUGGUGGUGGACGGCGGCGUGGAGCUGGCCGCGCACCGCGCGGUGCUGGCCGGCCGCAGCCAGGUGCUCAACAGGAUGCUGACCGGGGACUUCAAGGAGGCCCGCGAGGCCCGCGUCGAGCUGCUGGACUUUUCCAGGGCCGCUGUUGAAAAGUUUUUAGAGUACCUGUACCUGGACCAUGUAGAGGACUGGGACUGGGGCGGCAGCGAACUCGAACUGCUGCAGCUCGCCGACAAGUACAUGGUGCGGGAGCUGUACUCGGACUGCUCCCUGAGGCUGUGGUGCUGCGACUCCCGCCGCGCCCUGGAGGUGCUGCACGCGGCUGGCCUCACCGACAUCCUGAGCAGCAAGCUGCGUCAGCGGCUCACGGGCAUCGUAGUGGCGGACAUCAAGGCCUUGGUCGGCACCGAGCAGUGGACCGCGUUCCGAAAGAGGUAUGCCACCAUCGCCGACACCAUACUAGGCUCCACCGCCAGGCUUCGCAAAACUGUCCAGUGA